Molecule: messenger RNA, 2394 nt
Organism: Pecten maximus
Lineage: Eukaryota; Metazoa; Mollusca; Bivalvia; Pectinida; Pectinidae
Product: fos-related antigen 1-like
Exons: 4
Coding region: 196-1314 (372 amino acids)
Biological process (GO): regulation of transcription by RNA polymerase II
Cellular component (GO): nucleus
Molecular function (GO): RNA polymerase II cis-regulatory region sequence-specific DNA binding; DNA-binding transcription factor activity, RNA polymerase II-specific
Source: RefSeq, a predicted model, not a curated record
UUGUCACUGCAUUAGUGUGUGAAUGAAUGUGUUUAGGCGAUAACAGUAUUUUCCGGGAUUAUAGAAAGGUCAUAACAGGUCGGCCGAGGUGUUUGGAUUUAGUUGUGUAGUGUUUGGAUUAACUCUGCAACAUGUGGCAUUAUAACCAUAACUCGUACUACAACCGAAACUCACAUCAUCAAAUGCAUCAAUAUCAUGCUCACAAUCAUAGACCGUCGCCGGUAUGUACAUUUUGUGACACUGUCACCAUCCUCUGGAUUUACUACACUUUCAUUUAUAAAUGCAAAUCUUCAAUUUGUUUCACAGUAUUCCGUGCCAUCAAACUCCUUCGUCAGUGGAAUCACAUCUAUGCCUAGUCUUACACCUACCACCCUGGCCAACAUUGAGCGAACAUUUAUCGAACUACAGGCCGUGCCAGCGGUCAAUGCUUCAACGGGACAGGACCCCCACACCCAGAGUGGAUUCGUACCCCCCAUCGUUGACCCCGUUGUGACGUCAGAGCGGUCAAACGACGCCUACGGUGACUACGGUGACAGUAACUCUGCCUCCGACCCAGAAUGGGUGCCAGUAGCCAAGAGGUCAAGAAUUGAAUUGUCCGACGGAUCCAGUGCCAGCAAGUCCAGUGAUCCAAUGUACCCCCAGGUCACAACCUCCGUCCCCCCGGGCCGCAAAAGGCGUGGGGCAAGGGAUGUCAAACUUUCUCCUGAAGAAGAAGAAAGGCGACGCGUACGACGGGAAAGGAACAAAGUGGCCGCGGCAAAAUGUCGGCAAAGACGAGUGGACCACACAAACCGACUUACUGGGGAAACCGACCAAUUAGAAAGCGAGAGAGACGAUCUUGAAUCAGAAAUCCAACAACUUCAACAGCAGAAGGACCAAUUGGAGUUUCUACUUCAGGCUCACCAGCCUCUCUGUAAACUGGACGAAGGAUGUCGACAGCAGCACCAAAAUCCAUCGCCAUCAAUCACAAUGCCAUCCAAGGUGAAGGUGAAGAAAGAGCCCGGGGUGGACGGGACAUCAACAACCUGUCCCAUGGGAAAGGGAACAACAACCAGCACGACUGGAAUUAGACCUAGCUCUCUGGACAUCGUCAAAUCCGAGAGUCGUAAGAAGGUUUCCGUGACAAGUGCUACUGGAAUUCCCAUUACAACUCCCUCUAACGGAUUUUACUUUGCCAUGGAUAGCAUGGUUGACCAUACUGGACUGACCCCUAUCACUAACGGGCCUACGUCCAGUUGUGGGACCGAGGCCAACAGAACUACCAGUGAGAGCAGCUCGGAAAACGUGAAUUCUCCCACACUUAUUUCUCUCUAGAUCUCCACAACCAGAUCUGCUUCCAAGGACGCUGAUAAGGUGCAUUGAAAUGAGGAAAAAAAAGUUCUUGAUUUCUUAUGGAGUUUAUGAAAAUACGUUUCAUAUGUUCAUAAAAAUCGUGGAUUUAUGAGGAAAGAUCUAGUUCUAACUUGGUGUUUGACGUGCUUAUGUACUGCUGGACGGUUUGAUUUCGAGUACACAAACAUUUUAUUUCAAUUUUAAUGUAUUUAUUUGACAUUCGAGAGAAUGUGUGAAGGGGUUUCCUCUGCCAGUAUUAUUUUUGUUGUAUGUUGCGAUAAAGUCGAGUUGUACAUGUUCUAGUGUCGUGCUAUUUUAAUGGAUUUUAGUCAAUAGGUGGCGCCUUAUUCGUAACUAUUAUUAGUCUUGUUUGAUAUUUUUUAAGCUAUUUGUCACUUGCAAGCUUGAACCAAUAGCAACCGCUAUGGCCGUGUUUUGUUAAAGUUUUUAAAUGUGUUCAUUUUUUUCAGCUAAAUGAAGCCUUAUCCUUGUCACUACUUCUGUUUUCUGUUUCAAGUGUUGAUAAUUUUAAAACUAAUUUAGCUGAAUUAGUCUUGUUUGUACGUGCGGGUCACGUGACCGAGGUGUAAUACAUGCGUUUAUGUGUGAUAAUAUGAAAGUGUAAAUGUGGCCUAUAAAAUACCCGUCACCUGGGUAGAGUUUGACUUCCAAGCACAUAACAAGAUGUUGGUAACUUAUACAAGUAUUUUCGGUAUCUUAUAAAAUGUUUCCAGAACAUUUAAAAAUCCUGUAAAUCUUUGUGUUAACCGAAAUCAUAGUGGACCCGAUGUGAUAAAAUGUUUAUGUUUUAUUAUAUGGUCUGAAUUUUUUAUUGUUUAAAUAUUGUGUUCCGAGUAGGAUAUCUUGUUGAUCACUUGGUAUGGCCAACCUCUACCCUUGUGACCGAGUAUACAAGACAUGCAAUGCAAAUAAUAUUAUUACAAAAUCGUUACAAAUACGGCAUCAAUAUUACUGCUUCCAAUUUUUUUCAUGUUGUCCAAUUUAUGAAUUUUUGUACUGACAUUUUAUAGCAAAAUAAAAAAAAUAUAGAAAACAAACAUA